Molecule: messenger RNA, 2741 nt
Organism: Harmonia axyridis
Lineage: Eukaryota; Metazoa; Arthropoda; Insecta; Coleoptera; Coccinellidae
Gene: smog
Product: probable G-protein coupled receptor 158
Exons: 10
Coding region: 186-2129 (647 amino acids)
Biological process (GO): G protein-coupled receptor signaling pathway
Cellular component (GO): membrane
Molecular function (GO): G protein-coupled receptor activity
Source: RefSeq, a predicted model, not a curated record
UCUUCUCCGUUGCGCUGUUUUCGAUUUUCCAGCUCCGCAUCCUUUUUUUCUUCUCGUCGUUUCUUGUUGUUUGGGUUUUCGCACCGACUGUACAUGUUGUGUUAGUGGGGGAACUUAGUGCACUUACUUCUAUCUAGAUAUGUUUCUUAUAGAGGGCAAGCCGUCUAAAUCCGAAUAAUGACGGUAUGAACGAAGCUUUACUACUUCUUCUUCUGCUCUUCAAUACCACAUAUGCCACUUUCGUUCGAAAUGACAGCUGUGAAAUCAAGUUUCUCACCAGACAGGCCCCGUCAUCCGGAUUGACAUUUGAUGCCUCCCAGGUGACAUACGAGGUUUAUCAUAAGGUUGUAAACAACGAUUUAUUCAGAUUCGUGAACAUUUCACGGGAAAUUAUAACACAGAGAAAGGAAGUGGUAGGUGUUAUAAUAACCAAAACCAAAGAAUAUAACUUGGCUCUAAACAUCUCUGGACGACUCAAGGUGUUUCCGACUAGGACUUCAGAAACCGAAGGAUUCUGGAGAAGUUUCGCUGAGAGUAAAACUGGCUGGACGCCACUGUUCAUGGAUUGUUAUUUUUUCCGGAACCAAUGGUUUUACGGAUACGUGUUGAAGACUUCGGAUAUCAGCAUAGGACUUUUUGUGAGGGUUAAUCUGAAUCCUUGCGAUGACAGUCUGGAAGGGAUAUUGCCAAGAAAUAAAUGUCACAAUGAAUCAACCACAUGCGAACCAAUUCCUGCCGAAGAGGACGAGGAAAAUGAGGAGGGUUAUCGAUGCGUUUGUCGACCUGGCUACUUCAACCCACAGUCUUCCAACCAAAGCUGGAAAGGGUUCACAAAUGCCGAUGGUGACGAUGAAAUCGAUUCCUAUGUCGAUUCUCUUCGAUGUAUACAAAGAUCUCCUCUUACGUGCGAUGGAACAAAUGGAUCAUGCUUGGUUUCUGUUGAUGUAUUUCUGAAAACGAUAAUUUUCACCAUUCAUUUAGGUUGCAUGGCUCUCACAGUCAUCCUUGGUGUAUUAGUCUUCAAACAUCGAAAAGCAAAAGCAAUUUCGACCGGUAUGUGGACCAUUUUAGAGAUUAUACUUCUCGGAGCCUGCAUUUUAUAUUCAACCAUACUAGUAAAGUUCUUCGAGUUCUCCCCGAUCCAGUGCUUCCUGGAGCCCUGGGCACGCGAGAUGGGCUUCAUCAUCUGCUACGGUGCCAUAAUCCUCAAGCUCUACCACCACCUGAUCGAAUUUCGCACAAGGAAGGCCCACAGAUGGGUGGUCAAAGACACCGAUCUCCUCAAAUACCUGCUGAUCAUGACGUUCUCCGUGUUCGCAUACAUGGCCGCCUUCACCGCCUUCAUGCUCAACUUCAGACAGGAGAAUUACGAUUUGCUGGUGGAGGAAACCGUAGUGGUGGACGGAUCCAGAUACCAGACCUGCAAACCUCUCCUGUGGGAUUUUGUAACCGAGACGGGAGAGCUCAUAAUAUUGAUAUUCGGGAUUCAUAUCAGUUACGCAACAAGGAACGCAAGGACGCAAUUUCACGAAAGAAACUUCUUAUGUGCAGCCAUCAGCUUAGAAUUAGCAGUAAGCACAAUUUUUUACAUAAGCCGAGUCUCAAUACUGCCAGGUCUACAUCCCGACUACAUCAUGAUUGUAUGUUGUGUGCGGACUCAAAUUUCUACCACAAUUACUUUGUUACUUGUUUUCCUUCCGAAGUUCUGGUACCAACAAAAACAAGUCAGGACACUGGCUCAGGAAUAUUCAUGCAGAGUGGAUGCUUUCAAAGAUAUCAACGCCCAUGGUCCACUAGCCAGCCACAACAGUGACGUCGAAGUUGGGGAGUUCACGUUGGCUGAUAUGUCGCCGGAUGACAUAAGAGCGGAACUGAAGAGACUCUACCUACAGUUGGAAAUUUUCAAGAGUAAAACCAUCUGCAGAGAUAAUCCUCACAUAUCCAAGAGACGUGGUGGCAGGAAAGCUGCUCACAGAAGGUUCAGUUUGCAGAACCUUCACAGUAAAAAGAACCAAAAGCGAGAAGAUUCGAUGACAGAGCCGGAACCAUCAAGAACACCUGAAGAUUCUGUAUGCAGCAUUGAAGGGCCUAGUGGAAUUUACCAAGAAUUAUUGCUAUCCACAAACUGAAUAGUUCAAGAAAUGGGAAUUUAGUUCACAAUGAAAAUACUGGAAGUUGAUUAAAGUUUCUCGAAGUGAUAGAUUUGAUGGAUUGCUACCAAAACUCAUUUAUUGAAAUUUGAAUUUUCGAAUAUCUUUAUGUCCCAUUUCCAAUCAUCAAUUGUAGUGUCAUAAAAUCAAAACACUCGAAAGAAGUACCAGCAGACGCCAGUUCUUGACGAAAUAUCGAAAACACUGCUUCGUAGUGUUACCACAACUUAAAAUCUCAAUCCAUAUCCGAAAAUUUCAGGAAAAUGUGGUCCUGCUUUUCUCUUGUAUUUCCACAUCUAGAAUGUACCUGUAGAUAAAUCUAGUAAGUUGUCUAAUUGUUAUAAUUAUAAGUGAAUUGAAAUAUUUUGUACAAUGAAUGAAAAAAAUUGUAAUAAUUAGUCAUCGAAGAAAUUCGUCCCUCUCAUUGAAAUUAAUUUUGAAUGCUUGUAGAUCAUUCUAGAUAAUGAAUUUAUAUCAUGGGAAUUAUGAACAUAAUGAUUUAUAUACAUUUCGAAUUGAAAAAAAUAUGAAUAAGCUAGAAAAAUUUCUUGAAAGUAUUUGUUAUUGAUCGAAUUACAGAAAUAAAGUGUU